This is a messenger RNA of Leptosia nina, 642 nucleotides long. The record is from the annotation of a GenBank genome assembly. NCBI's taxonomy places the organism in Eukaryota, Metazoa, Arthropoda, Insecta, Lepidoptera, Pieridae.
AUGUACCGAUGUCUACUUCUCUUCUUCAUCUGUUCGGUCGUGAACAGCCAUCUGUGGCAUCAUAACCAUCACGAAAUGCACAACCACCCACACGGCUUCUUUGAUUCUUGGAGUUACGACAGCGGUUCUUAUGAAGAGAAAGCUAGUGACUUGAGAGAAGAAGACUGUAACGACUCGAGUACAGGUGGAGACAAUUUUGAAUCCCUUGCUCGUGAAAUUCUAGAAAACGAUGAAACCAACUGGAACUCCUGCAAACAGAACACAAAUGUUGUUCAAGAAGUCUACACCACUGAUUCUUAUAUGAUAAUCUAUUCUGUGCCUGGAUUAACCGAUGGUAAUGUGAACAUUCAAAUAAAGCAUAAGGUGAUCAGCGUGGUUGCUACCGCGUCGGGCAUAAGUUUCAAAGAUGUCAGGACACUAUCAGAUAUACUGGACACAGCUGAAGCCAGUUGGUACGUGGACUUUGGAACAAUUAAAGUGCUCAUUCCAUACAAAAUACGCUUCGACCACCUAAUGCCGAAGCGUUGUGAGAUGGUCAAGAAGGAUGUCUUCGAUGUACAGCCGCUUCCAGAUAUUUCCAGUUUCUUCAGACAGAACCAUCAGGGCGGUGUUUCAGCUCAGAGACCAGAAAGACUAUACUAA